Messenger RNA from Helicoverpa zea (corn earworm), 1424 nucleotides. RefSeq lists its product as uncharacterized. NCBI's taxonomy places the organism in Eukaryota, Metazoa, Arthropoda, Insecta, Lepidoptera, Noctuidae. The record is from RefSeq and is a predicted model, not a curated record. The coding region runs from base 262 to 1101 and encodes 279 amino acids. The transcript has a single exon.
ACUAAAUAUUGUGACCGUACCAAAUCCCAUGUAACCUAAUUGGAGUCAGAAAAUAAAAGUGUAUUAAUUAGUAUUCGGUUUAUUUACUUAUCUCUGAACACGACACCCCACCAUCUAAAUUGGUGACCCCGUGUGGAGAAAGUGUGAACUGUAACCAGUGAAUUUGGACUUGUAAUUCAGUGAAUCGGACGACCGGGGCAACUCACACAAGUGUACGUAGUGUCGGCUUAAUAUUAGUGCGCGUCGAAUUAAGAAAUUAUAAUGUCGUCUGAAGACAAGAAGGUCGUUAUUGAAGAACAUCAACUGUCGUCCAUCUCCAUCACAGCUAGAAUUCCGGAAUUUUGGAAGAAGUCGCCUAAAACAUGGUUUAUUCAAGCAGAAGCAGUUCUAAAUCCUCAGAAGAUGUCCGACGAAUCAAAGUACCAGGUCAUUAUUUCAAAAUUAUCCCCGGACGUCGUUGAGCAAGUUACACAGAUCCUUGUGAAUCCCCCUGAGAAAAAUAAAUAUGAGACCUUGAAGAAUAAGUUGAUAUUUAUAUAUCAAGAAUCCGAAGAGCGGCAAGUAAAAAAACUCAUUGGCGAAAUGGAAUUAGGCGACCAGAAACCAUCACAAUUACUAAGAAAAAUGCAAGACCUAGCCAGGGGACGAGUAAAUAACGAAACACUCAUAGUUAUGUGGCAGAAUCAUUUACCAAAUUCGGUGCGAGGAGUUUUAGCUGUAACGGAAGAAAAAGAUCUAGAGAAAUUAGCAUCAAUAGCGGAUAAAAUAAUGGAAACGACGACUCCCAUACACAGUGUUGCGACUGUCAAACAGGAACCAGGCCCAUCGGGUUCUCAGGACCAAAUUAUUUCGGCAAUAAACAAAUUGAGUGAUAGAUUACAAAAUUUAGAGUCAAGAUCACGAGGCCGUUCAAAUAACUGGCGAAGGAAUAACUUUAGACGCAACAGAUCCAGGUCAGGGUCAAGAAGUCGCACAAGGAAAUUCGAAGAUCCAAAUUGGUUAUGUUUUUACCAUUAUAAGUAUCGCAGCAAGGCAACUAAAUGUGUGGAUCCAUGUAACUGGAAGAAAAAACACGACAAGGACAAGCCAGCGGAAAACUAGAGUCGGUGCAGUCUGCGACGGGAGGCUGUGACCGUGCCUUCGGGAAUCACCGUCUGUGUGUCAGAGACAGGAAAUCGGGCUUAAACUUCUUAGUGGAUAGUGGUGCAAACGUGUCAGUGUUACCGCGGAAAGUAGCCUACAUGAAAGGUAAUACAAGUGAGUGCUGUUAUAAACUCUUUGCCGCAAAUGGAACUCAGAUUAACACGUAUGGUACAUUGUACUUAGAAUUAGAUUUAAACCUAAGACGAGCAUUCCGUUGGUUAUUUACAUUAGCGGACGUACAGCAACCAAUAUUAGGUGCUGACUUCUUAGCUAAUUUUCAG